This is a messenger RNA of Chenopodium quinoa (quinoa), 893 nucleotides long. RefSeq lists its product as uncharacterized. The coding region runs from base 226 to 600 and encodes 124 amino acids. The transcript is spliced from 3 exons. NCBI's taxonomy places the organism in Eukaryota, Viridiplantae, Streptophyta, Magnoliopsida, Caryophyllales, Amaranthaceae. The record is from RefSeq and is a predicted model, not a curated record.
AGUGAACAUUUCAUUACUAACUUUUUAGCAGUGGCUGUGAACUGCUUGAUGAAAUGUGUAUCAAACAAUCAAUGCCAUUUCAAAUUUCUUUAUUCUAUGAUGGACAAAGAAAACAUAAAAAAUUUGAACUGGUGUCAGUUUGUAUAUGACUAACUUAUCAAAUGUCAUGUUGAUUGGAGAAAGCAGCAAGGCAAGGGGUUCUACAAAGGCCCUCUUCAAUUUCUGAUGUUGUUCUAUUUUGAUAGAGUUCAGAGGUUAGACAAAAGGCCUCCAAGAACAAUUCCUAUCAUAUCUGCAUGGAAUAGAGACAUGGUUCUUGAGAGGUUGAAGAUUGAAUUAGAAUUGGGAUUUGGGAGAGGGAAAAUUCUACCAAGGAUUGCUGCAGAAGUUGAAGAAAGUCCUAAGGUUUUUAUGGAUGAUUUUGUUUCCCUGGUAAAAACAACUUGUUCAAACCUGUCAAAGCUUUCUUCAAAAUUGGUGAAGGCAAAGGAUUUCUUCCCUGGAAAUGACUUGGUGAAAAAAGUUGAUGAAGUUUUAGGAAAGGUGGCAGCUAGGGAACCAUCAAUUCUAAGCCAAGAUGAAGAAUUCUUUGGCAGUUAGGAUUUCCUAAAUGCACUUGCACAAGCUGAGAAGAAUCUGAUGCAAGGGUCUGAAAAGCAAACAAUUGAGAAGCAAAUUACUGGGAAGAAAUUAACCAAAAAGGGAAAGGAAAAAGAACAAGAAUAUGACAUCAGAAAAGCUUUCAGCUUGGGGUUGACUCCACCUUCUCCAGCCAUUGGUAAAUUCUAACUAAAAGAGACUAUAUAUCCUAAUUUUUAUAUGAAAAAUUCUAAAUUUGUGGUCUAAAUUGUCCUAAACAGAAACAGGGCCCACCUCUUCAACACUUGGUGAUA